AUGGCAAGAAUUUCAUACGACUCCGAUAAGAAUCAGGUAAGACUUAAAUAAGAAUGAGCUAUGACUUUGAUAACCGCG
Molecule: messenger RNA, 78 nt
Organism: Didymodactylos carnosus
Lineage: Eukaryota; Metazoa; Rotifera; Eurotatoria; Philodinida; Philodinidae
Source: the annotation of a GenBank genome assembly